Molecule: messenger RNA, 2199 nt
Organism: Camponotus floridanus (Florida carpenter ant)
Lineage: Eukaryota; Metazoa; Arthropoda; Insecta; Hymenoptera; Formicidae
Product: gephyrin-like
Exons: 16
Coding region: 186-1976 (596 amino acids)
Biological process (GO): molybdenum incorporation into molybdenum-molybdopterin complex; gamma-aminobutyric acid receptor clustering; establishment of synaptic specificity at neuromuscular junction
Cellular component (GO): dendrite; cytosol; postsynaptic specialization
Molecular function (GO): molybdopterin molybdotransferase activity
Source: RefSeq, a predicted model, not a curated record
GAAACAAUUUGACUAAACAUAUUAAUAAUAAAGAACACGCAUAUAUAUUAAAAGCAAUACAGGCGAAAUUAGAAUCCAAGUUUCAUCGAAAUAUAUGUGGCAUUCUAAAAAAAACGCUCAUCAUUAAUUUAUUUGGCUUCAAUAAAGCAGAAGCAGUAAUAUGCAUUGAUAUAAUUGUAACAAUAAUGGAGCAUAAAUAUAUAGUACGAUUAAUGAAAGAGGACGAAGAAAAUAAAGAGAAAAUAAAUCAAGCUACUCCAUGUUCUUCAAAAGAAACUACUAUAUCUUCUUCAAAUAAUACAGAUCAGAUAGAGGAAGAUGAGAUCAAAUCCCAUGAAGAAUCAGAUACAGACGAGGAAACUGUUAGGUGGGAUGACAUGCAACAAUUGGUUUCUCAAUUAUCUUCACCUAUAACAAAGGAAAACGACAUGAAUAAGAAGAAACGCCAUGUUCAUUUUGCUUCUGAUAAAUUGAAGAAAAUGAUAAAAUUGGAUCAAAUCCCCAAACUUUGCGAGAUAUUGCCUAUAGAUUUAUCUGAAGAACAGAUCCCUUUACAGUUGGAUGUUGCGUGUGAAACCACUAUUGGUGCGAAAUCAUCUUCGUCUAACAAUGAGACAUUUAAAACUGAGACACUAUCAUCGUUUGAUAUAUCAAUGAUGGAGCAGUUAAGCAUCGCAUAUCCAGACGAGGAAUCUUCUUUGCUUGAAGCCGCGGACGAGAAACAGGAAGACAUGAUUUGUCAACAAUAUCCCAUGAUUGCUGUAAAAGAUGCAUUGUUGAAAAUACAACGAAAAGUAAAAUACGGUAGACACGAACCAUUAAGUGAUUCUAUAAGGACAGAUGAUGCUUAUGGCAGAAUAUUGGCCGACCACGUAUAUUCCGAUUGCGAUGUGCCAGCAUUUAGAUGUGCCACUAAACAUGGAUACGCAGUAUUGGCAAGUGAUGGUGAAGGCAUAAGAGUAUUACUGAGCGGAACUACAUCCGAUCCAAUAUCUCUCAUUCCUAGAACAUGCAUGUAUGUGAAGAGCGGAGCGCGUGUACCUGACGAAGCAACAGCGGUUGUGCCAAUUAAGGAUGUAAAACGAAUAAUAAUAUAUGAUGACGCGCAUGAUUUAAUUCUGAUAAAGAUUAAACCAGAAUUCGGGCAGAAUAUUAAAAAUAUCGGUAGCGAUAUACCGAACGGGAAACUAAUUAUAUCCCCAUUCACACGUAUUGGUCCAGCGGAAUUAGGACUUUUGGCGGCUACAGGUCGUAAAGAAGUUCGAGUCGUUAAACCUGUAUCCAUAGGUAUAUUGUCAAUUGGAGAUUUAUUAGAGGAACCUGGAGAGCCUUUAAGACCGGGAUAUGUUUACGAUAGCAACAGAAUAAGCCUAAUCGCGCUAUUAAAAGAUCAAGGUUUUAAUUCGAUAGUGGAUUUCGGAAUUGUGACGGAUGAUAUACUACCUAUAAAGAUGAAAAUCAAAGACGCUUUAAAGCAAGUGGUCGUACUCGUGACAAUAGGCUGCUCGAACGAUAAUGAUUUAUUGAAGCCCAUUUUAAAGAAUGACUUUGACGCCACUAUACAUUUUGGAAAUGUAUUUCUGAAACCGGGAAAGUCGACAACGUUCGCAACAUGCAAGUUUGACGACAAACUGAAGUAUCUUGUAUGUCUUCCUAAAAAUCCAGUGUCUGCUUCCGUUUCCGCGCAUCUGUUCCUCUUACCUAUUUUGAACAAGUUGCACCACAUCAAAAUGCCUUGCGAAAUUCCAGCUCGCAUACACGAUCGAUAUAUCUUGCAUUCGCGUCCUAGAGCGGCAUGGGCGACUUUAAAAUGGAAUGAGGAGGAUAAUUUCGCGACGGCUUUUAGCAGAGAAAAUGUCGACAGUGAUAAGUCAUCGAGCAGUCAAGCCGCUAAUGCGCUCUUACUGUUGCCGCCGCAAACAGAGGAUCAGAAGGUGAUGUAUGAGUCAUUUGUACCUGCGUGUCCAAUCAAAUAAUUAGGCGUUAAUAAUAAAUGCUUCUAAUGGAUUAUCAUCAAUAGCAUUUUAUGACGAAAUAAUUGCGUACAUAAUUAGGUAUAUUCGAUUACGUAUAUAUUAUAUGUAUAUAUGUUUAUAUAUAAAGUGUUCGGUAAUAACCAUCGAAAAUCGUUAAAUGGGGUACAGAACUUUUUUAUUAAAUUUAACACGUUCCACCUGUACACGAGAGGUGAUACGAUUA